AACCCCUCGAUUUCUCCUCCCAAAACAGAGGCUUAAAUAAAGCUCUAAAACCCUUCUGGCCUUCUCCAGUUACUCCGUCCGGCCGGUGAAAUCCAUUUUCCUCUCACAUCUUCACUCCCUCGAUCUACAAGUUGGCUCUCAUUCUUCAGCUGAGCAGGUUCAGUUCAUUAAGAAUGGCUGCAACUGCCACCUCUACUCUGCAAAUUGCAACAGCAAGGUCAUGCAUGUCUUCUCCUCGAAAGCUGGUGAAGGCCGGUGCCGCUGUCCUUGGAACCAGUUCUAAACAGUUGUCGUGGUCUAAGCUUGCAAGUUCUUCAAGUGUUUCGUCAGUACAACCAUUGCAGAGAUCGUUCAUGAAAUCAUCUGUUAGGUCCUGUAAAGUUGCUACCAAGGCUAUGGCUGAAUCUGGUGAUACUAAGCCAGCUCCUGGACUGCCGAUAGAUUUGCGAGGCAAACGGGCAUUCAUUGCUGGUGUGGCUGAUGAUAAUGGGUAUGGUUGGGCUAUCGCAAAAUCUCUGGCUGCUGCUGGUGCUGAAAUACUUGUUGGAACCUGGGUGCCUGCUUUGAACAUCUUCGAGAGCAGCCUGCGACGAGGAAAGUUUGAUGAAUCACGCGUGCUACCGGAUGGCUCGUUGAUGGAGAUUACCAAAGUAUAUCCGUUGGAUGCUGUGUAUGACAAGAUGGAGGAUGUCCCUGAAGAUGUUAAAACAAAUAAGCGUUAUGCAGGAUCUACUAACUGGACAGUUCAGGAAGUGGCUGAGUCUGUGAAACAGGAUUUCGGCAGCAUCGACAUCCUUGUUCACUCACUUGCGAAUGGCCCCGAGGUAACCAAACCUCUUCUGGAGACAUCAAGGAACGGUUACCUUGCAGCACUAUCAGCCUCAAGUUACUCCUAUAUUUCACUAUUGAAGCACUUCCUUCCAAUAAUGAACCAAGGUGGCUCUUCAAUUUCUCUAACAUACAUUGCAUCUGAAAGGAUCAUACCAGGGUAUGGUGGAGGUAUGAGUUCUGCCAAAGCUGCACUUGAGAGUGACACGCGAGUGCUUGCUUUUGAGGCAGGGAGGAGGCGAAAAAUUAGAGUGAACACCAUUUCUGCUGGUCCUCUCAGGAGUCGAGCUGCAAAAGCAAUCGGGUUCAUUGACACGAUGAUUGAUUACUCAUCUGCCAAUGCACCUCUACAGAAGGAACUCUCUGCAGAUGAGGUAGGCAAUGCUGCUGCAUUCCUGGUAUCGCCUCUAGCCUCGGCCAUAACUGGUGCUGUGAUAUACGUCGAUAAUGGCCUGAACGCAAUGGGGGUGGGAGUAGACAGUCCCAUUUUCAAGGACCUUGACAUUCCAAAAGCCGAGCACUAGCACCUAACCAUCCCUCCAAGACGGCCCGGGUUCUUUCAUGUAUUCUGUUUGGUGAAUCUUAACAAUUAGCGUUUGCAUCGGAUCGAUUGAUUGAUGAUGCCGGCAGCCUGGUUUAGUAUGAGAAUGUAGUUGUAGUUGUGGGAUUCUACCAUCCAGCUAUAUGCUGAAGGUUUGGUCCUGGUUGCAGAAACUUCUGUGUUUUUCGUUCUUUUUUUGUAUGGUGUGACAACUUUGGCACUCCUUGUUUCUGUAUCUCUUGACAUUUAGAUGGUUCUUAGUGGAAGUGCAGGGCAAGUAAAUGAAGAGGGGCAAAAAAACUAAUAAGCUCCCCCUUAAAUUUCAUAUUUGCCUAGUAUGGGUUGGAUUGAGUUACAGUAAUGAGUUGGGUUUGACUAGAAUAUGUAUGAAUUAAACCGAGUUGUUCUAGUCUAAGUUUAUAUGGUCUCUUUCAAGUGUUAAUUAUUGUGUUGGCAU
Linum tenue is the source of this 1826-nucleotide messenger RNA. The record is from the annotation of a GenBank genome assembly. Lineage: Eukaryota; Viridiplantae; Streptophyta; Magnoliopsida; Malpighiales; Linaceae.